Molecule: messenger RNA, 1518 nt
Organism: Triticum urartu
Lineage: Eukaryota; Viridiplantae; Streptophyta; Magnoliopsida; Poales; Poaceae
Source: RefSeq, a predicted model, not a curated record
AUGGGCCCUGGUGGAUAUCUUAAAACAGAAGCUGUCUUCACCGGGGGCUGCACGGAGCCAGCCGGGAAAAAUAUUUUUGUUGAACGGCAGGAUGUGCCCGAGACGUGGUCAACGAGUUUUACGGAGGGCGACACCGCGGCGCACAAUUUUGAGGUGACGGGCUUCUCGCUGCUAGACGGCAUGGGCGCCGGCAACUUUGUCUCGUCGAGCACAUUCUUCGUCGGCGGCUGCGAGUGGGACAUCACGUUCUACCCCGACGGGUGGAAGGCGGGCGGUGGCGCCCACGCCUCCGCUUAUCUGCGUCUAUGCAAUGGAGAACUAGGGUUGCAGACCAACUACACCCUGAGUUUAUUGGGCAAGGAUGGCCAAGUGUUUGUGCAACGGAGCAUAGAACAUACCUUCCAGUCCGCAGGUAUUUUUUGGGGCUUCGAGCACUUUGUCCAGAAGUCCAAGCUGCGACGGCUGCUAUCCGACAACGAGGACUGUGUAACGAUCAGGUGUGUUUUGACUGUCAUGAGGAAGCAUGACACUUUGGCCAUCCCGGCCCCGCCGUCGAAUCUGCAAGAGGAUUUUGCAAGGAUGUUGAAGGACCAGGAAGGCGUGGAUGUAACGUUCAUCGUGGGUGACAAAUCGUUCCGUGCUCAUAGACACGUGCUGGCGGCACGAUCACCGGCCUUCAGGGCAGAGCUUUUGGACCCGACAAAGGAGGACCCUACAAAACCCGUCAAGGUUGAUGACAUGGACCCCGUCAUCUUUGAGGCGCUUCUUUAUUUCAUGUACACGGAUACGCUCCCACAUGGUUGUGAUCUUGAGAAAAACGCGACGCUGCAACAUUUGUUUGUUGUCGGAGUUCGAUAUGGCCUGGACAGGCUAGCGGCGAUGUGCGAAGGGAAACUAUGCCAAAACAUAAACGAGCAAACAGUGGCAACCGCCCUAACUUUGGCAGAGUGGUAUGACCGCGUCCUUCUCAAAAAUGCUUGCAUUGCAUUUGUGUCGUCGCAGGAUGUGCUCGACGCCAUGAAGGAGACCAAUGGAUUCAAGCACCUCAUGACACGCUAUCCGGGGGUGAUGGUGGAUAUUUUGAAACAGAAUCUGCCGUCGUCAAUAGGGGUGGUGAGAGGAUGCACGGACUACCACCUGCUGAUAAAUUUGACAAAAAGGACCCCCUCGACUGUGGCGGCAAGUGCGGCAGGCGACACGUGGCACCUGCCGCCACGCAGCGAGGCGGCAGCACUGUACCGCCUGCCAGAACGGGAAUCGGCGCUGGCGACGGAACGGCUGCGGCGUGUGGAGCCCGGCCGCCAAGGGGCGUGGCGGCAGUACUGUAGCGCCUGGGCCCGGCCGCCUCGCGGGCUGGCGGCAGCCCUGUUCAUCGCCCUGCUGCUACUGCGCGCUAAGGAGCCGGCCACCGCUGCUGAUUGCUACUGCUGCUGCAUGGAAAAGCGCAUGGCGCUGCUGUUGAAUGCACAAGUCCAGCAAAGCACAAAGCGCAUGCGGCCACAAGUUUUGAGGCACUGA